UGAUGGAGCGGGGCUUGAGGAGGGUCCACGCAUCCCCUGUAGCAUAGGCUGUGCAACUAGCGCCAUAAAAGCCGAAAAGAGGGAGCGGCGGUGACCUUAUAUGUGAUUUAUUUACCUUUCAGACGAGCACAAAUUCCAUAGUGAGACGCGGAAAAACAGUUUAGGGCAGAGUGAUUGCUGGCUUGCUAGCACUAGUUGGAUACUGGGUGGGUGCGGCUUCGUGAAAUACCUCGAUUAUCUUUAUUUCAUUCAUUCGGAGAGACAAUAAAGUUAGUUUUGUUGUACUUUCCUAUUUUCUGUUUAAGAGAACAAUGAGUAAUUGGCAACGACGAAUACAUGAAUCUUUUGGUGGCGCUUAAAAGUAACUUGAACAUUCGCCAAAUACUGUACCAGGUUUUUGUAAUGGGGUUUAUAGUUGCAUAUUUUACAACGAGGGUUUCUUCACGCACUGUACUAAAUUGCGCGAUUUGUUUUACAACAGAGAGACGAGUCAAUGAAGACAACUUGGGCUUCUUCGGUUGAUCUGAUUGGCUAAUAGUCAUGGUGGUCUGACUUUCAACCUAUGGGCCUCUGAGUUGCAUUUAAGGAACCUCGCGCAGGCUGAGCUGUCAUCGAAUGUCAAAUCGGAUUCGACAGCUGCCGUUGAGUGUAAAAAAGAAUUUGACCCCGUUACACCGUACAAUGUUCUGACCAGUGUAACAUUGUGGCAACACUACAAAACUAAUAAAUUAUAACUGUUUUUUCCCCCUUUUAGAUGUGCCACUUUUAAUAUUCCCCCAAACGACAUGGUCCAAUUUUCAACACCGUUUUUGAACUAGUUUAACAAGUUUCCCUUUCCCUAUUAUGUAGUUAUCUUUACAUGUUUGCAAUCUAGUGUGGCUAGUUUGUAAGUGGUGUCAGGGGAAAACAGUCAUGACAUGCUGGCUGAACUGUCUUGUUUAAUGACAGACAAGUAAGUGGAAGAAACCUGGCUGAGUUGCAUAUGUAAUCAGGUGAAGUCCUCCUGUCCUUUCAUUUUCUCUUUUUUUGCAGAUGAUAUCGCAUUCAGCAAAGAAAGCUAUACAGUAUUACAUCGCAUCACUAGUUUAAUUGGUAGUCGUGAGGUCAGUGACCUCAGGUAGUGUUUGUUUGAGAAAUUCCGCUUAGGCUUUGGACAGUUAGAACAGUCAUUUAGGGGUAAAACCCCCUCAGUUUGUGUGAAGUGCUGUUCUAAAGGUCUUUUUUUGGUUCCUGUUUCAAGUCUGGAAAGUGUAAUUCCCCCCCCCCCCGAAUAGUAAUUUUUCAUCUAGUAAUUUUAAAAAUUCUGUACUAGAUUGUUAUCAUUUUGUGGUGGAGGUAUCGUUUCAAUCAAGUCAAUCAAUUUGAUCUUCCUGAACUUUGGCAUUAGAUCUCCUGCAGAAAAUCAGUGGUGCUAAUUCCUUUUUUUUUUUCUUUGACGGCCAACACAAAUAUGAAUGUUCAAUGAAUAAACUUUAGCCAGCUUCCCUUGUUGCCUGGGUGACAAUGUUUGAAUUAGGGAUGGACCAGUACCUAUCAACGGUAUCGGGCUGAGAGCAGCCUUAUUUCAGGGUAUCAGGUACUUGUGAAGGCUGCUAAUACCAGCCACCGAUACUUAAGGCAAACAAAUCUGACAUCAAGUAAGUCCUCCUCACCAGUAGCUGGCGCUACACUGCAGCAGUUUUACACAUUGGUGCAUCAUAAUAUGUGACAGGGCUUUGUUCACAAUUAUGUCAUUUUGUUAAUUGAUAUUGGAUCAAAACUAUUAGUACUCAAGAGUAAAUACCUGUAUUGGUAUCGAACAUCUCUAGCCUCAACAUAUUGCUGCUGAUGAUGAUUGUUUGUACAGCUUAAUAUGUUUAUUUUCCCCCAAAAUGUCGGUCUAAUUGCCAAUUGUACAACCUCAGGGGCUUUAAACUUUAAAAGCUUGUAGUGUAUAUUCGGAGCAUGUCCAUGAAUGUCUCCAAAGAGUAUAGUAGGUGUGGCUGUCUGCUGCUUUUCCGACUAUUAAGUUGCACAACGAUAAAAAGGCCCACCUUGAAUGGGAUGGAAAGUUUUGAAAAGCUGAAUAAAAUCAGACUCCACUGACGUCAGCCUUUUUGAGAGCAGGAGAUUAUGAAAUGGAACGGUUGGGGCUAUAGUGAUUCCAGGUUCCUCUUCAAUAAGAAAGGCCAAGCAGAAUUUACUGGCAAAAGAUAUAGAUUAAGUGGUAUGAUCAUCCCUAACCUGAAAGACUGGUUUGAAAGCACAUUUGGAGCCAGCCUACAGCACAAAACUCCGGCAACACCCCUCCUGAACAGCAACGCCAUACAAGCGCCCACUCUUAACAAGCCCUUUAUGGAUGAUUUGAAAUCCUCCGGUAUUCCCUUCUCUCACGAUGCCGAGGACCGUGUAUUUCGCAGCCACGGGCAUUGCUUACAUGAGAUCUUUGCCAUGCGAGAAGGGAGAUUCGGUCGCCUUCCAGAUGUGGUGGUGUGGCCCAACUGCCACCAUGAUGUGGUCAAACUUGUGGAACUGGCAUGCAAACACAACGUUUGUUUAAUACCGUACGGAGGAGGCACAAGCGUCUCCAGUGCUCUCGAGUGUCCCGCAGAUGAAGCUCGCUCUAUUGUCUCUCUGGAUACCUCUCAGAUGAACCGAAUUCUGUGGAUAGAUGAGAAAAAUUUAACUGCCCACUUGGAAGCUGGCAUCAUUGGUCAGGAUUUGGAGCGGCUGCUUAACGAGAGCGGCUACUGCACGGGCCAUGAACCGGACUCCAUGGAGUUCAGUUCAGUAGGGGGAUGGGUGGCAACCAGAGCAUCAGGCAUGAAGAAGAACAUCUAUGGCAACAUUGAGGACCUGGUUGUCCACGUUAAGAUGGUGACUCCACGUGGGGUAAUUGAGAAGAGCUGUCAGAGCCCCCGUAUGUCUACAGGGCCGGACGUUCACCACUUCAUCAUGGGAUCUGAAGGAACCCUGGGUGUGGUCACUGAGGUGACAAUGAAGAUUCGGCCCAUGCCAGAGUAUCAGAAAUACGGCUCGGUGGUCUUCCCCAACUUUGAGAAGGGUCUCGCUUGUCUUCGAGAAGUUGCCAAACAGAGGUGUGCUCCUGCAUCUAUUCGACUUAUGGAUAAUGAGCAAUUUAAAUUUGGUCAUGCACUCAAGCCUCAAGUGUCGUCACUUUUCACCUCAUUUCUGGACGGUCUAAAAAAACUGUACAUCACCAAGUUCAAAGGCUUCGACCAGAACCGCUUGUGCGUGGCUACCCUGCUGUUCGAGGGAGACCGAGAGAAGGUCCUGCAGCACGAGAAGCAAGUUUAUGACAUUGCCGCAAUGUUUGGAGGCCUGGCAGCCGGAGAGGACAAUGGGCAAAGGGGCUACAUGUUGACCUUUGUCAUCGCUUACCUCCGGGACUUGGGGAUGGACUACUAUGUGAUAGGGGAGUCGUUUGAGACCUCUGUACCCUGGGACAGGGUUCUGGACAUCUGCCGGAAUGUCAAAGCUCGCAUCGUUGGAGAGUGUAAAGACAAAGGAGUCCAGUUUCCUCCGUAUUCCACAUGCAGGGUAACUCAAACAUAUGACGCCGGUGCCUGUGUCUACUUUUACUUUGCCUUCAACUACAGGGGUCUCGCUGAUCCAGUGCACGUGUAUGAACAAGUGGAACAUGCUGCUCGAGAGGAGAUCCUUGCCAACGGAGGGAGUUUAUCGCAUCACCAUGGAGUGGGGAAACUUCGUAAGGAGUGGAUGAGGCAGACCAUUUCCAGUGUAGGCAUGGGCAUGCUGCAGUCCGUCAAAGACUACGUGGACCCCGGUAACAUCUUUGGCAACAGAAACCUCCUCUAACGCCACACACACAUGCACACGCCUCCUCCGUCUUUAUCACACAGCCACUCUAAAACCAUGCAAAGAGAUUCUACAAUUUGAAAGGGACUCUUGUGUUCUUCUGGAUCCGUCAUGUGGUGCCAUGUGCGUCCGCGAUAACAUGAAGUGAUAACAUGAUGUGAAAUGAGCGAUAGCGAUCGGUGACGUUGGUCUCGUACGCAACAUCAACUCCACAUCAACUCACUUCUAUUGAAAGCCGUUGAAGUAUUUAUUCCAUAUCCUCGAUAUCCAGCUUUUUCCCCCCACUACCAGUGCCAUUUACAGCCUGGUAAUAUGAACUUUCCAGACAUUUGACCAUUCAUUCUAUAUAUUUGAUAUACAGCCAAAGAUACGCACGAAUAGAAUGACUGUCGUACUAGUAAAAAAAAAAAUUUUUUUAAAUAAAAUCCACUACAAGUGCCACUUUUGGCUGACUAGUACAACCUCAAAAUAGAUAUGCUUGAUAAGUAGCUUAAGGUCCAUGUACCUGUAUGCUCUUUGUCUUCACUAGUAAUACAAUUCAGCACACUGGUAGAAUCACUGUCUCACUAGUAACAUUUCCCACUACUGUAUGACAUUUCUCCACACUAGUAGGACAACUUUGUUACUAGAGAGGCAAAACUGUGCACUAGUUGACAUCUAUGUAGUUCUCGUACUACUGAGGAAGUGCUAGAUGUUAACAAAUAGAAUUUUAUAAUGUUACUAGUAGUAUAGUUACUGUAGUUAUCCUACUUCUAUGACAAAGUCACCCUAGUAGUGAGCGCAAAGAGCGUACUAGUACAUCUACCUUAAACUGGAUAUUGGGUAAAUGUAUUUUUUUUUUUUUUUUUUUUUUUUAAACGGCUUUCCGUACACGUGGUCAUCUCGUUAGUGUUACUGAAGCUCUGUGCCUUCUCAAAAGCUUUUGUCUGCCUCCCCCCUCCAAAUACUUUACAUGUAUACUUCCCGACACGAUGUACUUGCAUACGUAAGUAACCCUUUCCUUUGUGAAGCAACAAUGACUUUGUGAAUGUGUGUCGCACUGAUGACGUGUUGCCAUUGCCAUAAAUGUUUUGUUUUGUUUUUGGACCGAAUGAACUAACCCCUGCUUGGACCUUGACUUGACUCUGUGUUACUUUGUGUAUUUUUGUAUCCGAAGCUCCCAGAAUGUGUUACUGACAAACAACAGUUGUUGUUUUUUUGUUUAUAACCGCACCGACUUCACCUUUCUCUCACGCGCUACCAAAGGCUUAAACACAUGUAAACUCCUACAAACUAUUUUUGAAUCCGCAUUUGCAAAUGCAAGAAGCCCUUUGAAGUGUUUCUUGAAGAGCUUCCCGUUAAAUUCCUUGUUUCUUUAAAUUGACAGUAAUAAUUUCCCCCCUCUCUGCUACAUAAACUGCAUUUUCUCACCUUUUAAAAGCAGCUUUAAAUGAGUUUUCUGACCAAAAUGUUUGCCAAACCAUUAAGUACACAUCCAAUCUAAGGGGUGUAUCGAAAAUGAUGCUUUUUACGAAGAUGAUAAUGCUCAUUUGUUAUUUCUAGGGUUGCACCGAGUAAUACUUGUGAAAAUGCUCUGACAUUACACGCCGACACCACGCGAUCAGCCUCACUUAUACUUUUCGGGUAGGACCUAUGUCAACAUAAAAAGUAAUGAUAACAAUCUAAAAGACAUUUUCAUCACAUGUGCAAGAGGUAAUGGCAUUAUCAAGUAUCGGUAUUCUGUAUCAGCGCAUAAUUAAAUGUCAUUGUUGUACUUGUACUGGGUCUGAAAAAAGUGCCUAGUUUACUGUCCAGUGGAAAGCACGAUUCUCUAAAGUUCGCUCUCAGUAUGACGCAGUGCACUGCAAAUUACUACCACAAUAAUAAAUCCGGAGCAUUAUUACUUUCAUAAAGGCAGCACUGUUAUAUUUGGAUGUGCAAGUGUACCUAAUGAUGUGGCCUGUGGGUGUAUAGUUUACUAUGAACUUGCCUUUGCCUCCCCUCAAGUGAUUAUUUUUUAAAAAUAUUUCCUUAACAAAUUGAUGGAUUGAUUUAGGAGCUGCUGCCUGACAUGACAUCAUCAUUUUUUUUUUACUUGACAAAUAUGUGUGCUUUUGACUAUUAUGUAGAAUUCCCUUUUGUUAUUCUCUCCAGAUAAUACAGUACAAGAAAAUCCAGUGUGUUUUGUCAGCGCCCUUUGUGCAAUAAAUGCAACUAAAACAGC
This is a messenger RNA of Phyllopteryx taeniolatus (common seadragon), 6022 nucleotides long. RefSeq names its product alkylglycerone phosphate synthase (gene agps). The coding region runs from base 2113 to 3819 and encodes 568 amino acids. The record is from RefSeq and is a predicted model, not a curated record. Gene Ontology annotation, molecular function: alkylglycerone-phosphate synthase activity; FAD binding. Lineage: Eukaryota; Metazoa; Chordata; Actinopteri; Syngnathiformes; Syngnathidae. The transcript is spliced from 20 exons. Gene Ontology annotation, biological process: lipid biosynthetic process.